CUUCUCAUUUCCUCCUUUAAUCAUUGUGUGGCUUUCCUUCUCUUUCCUGCCGACACUACUCCAGAUUAAUCUAGAGGAGGAAAAAAUACAGAGCACCCAGAGGCUCACACACCUCGGUGGUCCAAUCUCUGCACCGUUCGCGCCGUUGAACUUGUAUCGACGAGAGCUUCCAGAUUCGUGGGCAGGCAAGCAAAUAAAACAAUCAUCUCUUUGUCCUCAGCACACGCCAAGAUUAUCAGCUAUGGUUAAGGUGGAAAUCAUCUCCAAGGAGUCCAUCAAACCUUCCUCUAAAACGCCCGAUCGCCUCAGAACCUUUCGGCUCUCUUUGUUAGAUCAGUGUUCUGCGCCUUUCAUGUAUUUCCCACUUCUUCUUUACUACUCGCAUGACAAAAGAACUAGCAACGUCAAGCAAGCUGAGAUUUCCCUUCUCUUGAAAAGAUCGCUUUCUGAUGCCUUAGCUCUCUACUACCCAUUUGCUGGAAGGAUGAAAGGCGAAAGCUCAGUCGACUGCGAUGAUCAAGGCGUUGAUUGCCUAGAAGCUCGGGUUGACAUCCGCUUGUCAGAAGUUAUCGAAUCACCAGAAGUUCAAGUAAUAAAUCAAUUUGUUCCGAGCACAAGUGAAGAGAGUGAUGGUGUGCUACUAGGGAUACAAUUGAACUUCUUCACCUGCGGGGGUAUGGCUAUCGGUAUAUCCAUCAACCACAAAAUUGCUGACGUAUGCACCUUGAGCAUGUUUGUCAAGGCAUGGGCGGCCGCGGCUCGUGGCGACACCAAUUUGGUGGCCCCGAGUUUUGUCGCGUCUUCUCUCUUCCCGCCCAAAGAACAGUCCGGGCAAGAGAUGAUUCUUGGGAGCGUGGAACACUGGGCCGACGCUUCUCUCUUCCCGCCCAAAGAACAGUCCGGGCAAGAGAUGAUUCUUGGGAGCGUGGAACAAUGGGCCGACGCUCGAAGGUUCUGCUUCAGCAGCUCAAAAAUAGCUGCUCUGAGGGCUGAAGUAGGAGACAACACCGCAUUUCAACCAACACGGGUCAAGUUGGUAACGGCAGCGAUUUGGAAGUGGGCCAUGACUCGAGAAGGGCGUGAUCGAAGCCGCUUGUCGGUGGCAGGCCAUGGGGUGAAUAUAAGGGGGAGGAUGGACCCGCCUUUAUCGGAAAGUACGUUUGGGAACGUGGUCAUGAGAUCACCGAACGUAUCGGGAAACAGUGAGAUGGGUUUGGGUGAGCUGGUGAGUAAGACGAGUGAAGCAAUUGGGAGAAUCGACAGUGAGUAUUUGAAAGAGUUGCAGGGGGAAAAUGGAUAUGAUAUGGUUACUAGGGGUGUAAAGGAGGGAGUGGAGUUGGUCUUGGAUGAGGAAGUGGAUUACUUCAGAUUUACUAGUUGGUGUAGGUUUCCGUUUUCUGAGUCGGAUUUCGGUUGGGGUAAGCCUGUUUGGGUGAGUACUGCAGGAUGCCCGGAGGUUUCGAACACUGCUGUGCUGCUGGAUUCCAUGAGUGAUGUUGGCGGAAUAGAAGCAUGGAUCACGAUGGAUGGAAUCGAUACGUGUGAUGAAAUUUAAGGAGGUGGCCCGAGCCUCCUGGCUUUUGUUUCAGCGACUUAAAAAAGAUACAUGUUUCAUUUCUUAUGCAUUUAGGUUAGGUUUCUUUGUGGAGAAUAAUUAUAUACACUGCCGCUAUCAAAACAGUGGUCCCAAUUAAUAGAAUAUUGCGAUGUGGCGCAACGUAAUUGAUUUGAAAUAAAUAAAUGUUUACACCGGCGGUGUAAAUAAUUUAAUCU
Messenger RNA from Rhododendron vialii, 1773 nucleotides. Its product is annotated as stemmadenine O-acetyltransferase-like. The transcript is spliced from 2 exons. Lineage: Eukaryota; Viridiplantae; Streptophyta; Magnoliopsida; Ericales; Ericaceae. Bases 242 to 1555 code for a protein of 437 amino acids. The record is from RefSeq and is a predicted model, not a curated record.